Molecule: messenger RNA, 588 nt
Organism: Pocillopora verrucosa
Lineage: Eukaryota; Metazoa; Cnidaria; Anthozoa; Scleractinia; Pocilloporidae
Product: NHP2-like protein 1
Biological process (GO): maturation of SSU-rRNA; mRNA splicing, via spliceosome; maturation of LSU-rRNA
Cellular component (GO): U4/U6 x U5 tri-snRNP complex; cytosolic large ribosomal subunit; small-subunit processome
Molecular function (GO): RNA binding
Source: RefSeq, a predicted model, not a curated record
AGCGUGGUUACACAUAUCCACGUGGUAAUAAUCCUUUCUCUUCUUCGGAACUUAGCGGGUUGUCUGAUUAGUCCUCAGUGAAGCUCAAAUCUGCCGAGAGGGCCUUAAAUCAGGAACAUAACAUGGCAAACGAUGAAGUUAACCCAAAGGCCUUCCCAUUGGCUGAUCCACAACUGACGGUGACCAUCCUUGAUCUCCUUCAGCAAGCUUCCUCAUACAAACAGCUCAGGAAGGGAGCUAAUGAAGCCACCAAGUGCCUCAACCGUGGUAUUGCUGAGUUUAUUGUUAUGGCAGCAGAUACAGAACCACUAGAAAUAUUGCUUCACCUUCCCCUCUUGUGUGAAGAUAAGAAUGUGCCUUAUGUAUUUGUUCGUUCCAAGCAGGCUCUUGGUAGAGCAUGUGGAGUGUCACGCCCUGUCAUAGCAACUGCAGUCACUAUCAAUGAAGGAUCUCAGCUUAAACCACAGAUUCAGUCACUUCAGCAGUCAAUCGAAAAACUUUUGAUAUAAAACUCUGUACACUUCUCUGUUGUUAUUUUUAUUGUUGCUCUCUAAAUCCUUAUCAAUAAAAGAAAUUGUCAACAAAGUG